Benincasa hispida (wax gourd) is the source of this 1781-nucleotide messenger RNA. Its product is annotated as protein RETICULATA-RELATED 1, chloroplastic. Gene Ontology annotation, biological process: plant organ development. The record is from RefSeq and is a predicted model, not a curated record. Gene Ontology annotation, cellular component: chloroplast inner membrane. Lineage: Eukaryota; Viridiplantae; Streptophyta; Magnoliopsida; Cucurbitales; Cucurbitaceae.
UUAUACUUUUUCUCUUCCAAAAAGUUAGGCAUUUUUCAUUUUCAUUCUUCUUUUCUCUGUUUCAUUUCGGCCAAUUUCUUCCCUCGCUGUUCUUGCAUCUUUUUCAACGAAACGCUUAUCACAUUUUAGGUAUUUGAUCGUUUUUCUUCCGCAUUUCUCCAACUCGUCAACCAUUUUCUUCUACGGCCUGCUAUUGUUGCAAAGCGAGCUGCCACUACUAUGUCUGUUACCUCUCCCACCUUCAAUCUCUUCCAUUCCACAGUUCCUUCCAACCCAGAUGCUUUCUUUUCAAAUCUCGAAGUUAGAGCUUCGGGAUGCUUUAGAUGGCCUUGUUCUGAACCCAGGGGAUCCUUCAAGCUUGUUGCUCUUCAUCAUUCCUCGAAUGUGAACUGCCGGAUUCGACUUAAUUGUAUUUCGUCCGAGGCGGCGGCUGAGACCAUCGUCGCACCGGAGGACUCUAAGGUUUUUGAUGAUGUUAAUUCUGUAUCUCGAAUUGAUGCGGAUGGUGGCGUUGGAGGAGGUGGGAACCCGUUUGGUAGCGGCGGCGGUGGCGGUGGCGGUGGGGGAGAUGGAAAUGGUGAUGGCGAGGAUGAGAGGGAGUUUGGGCCGCUUUUGAAAUUAGACGACGUGAUCAAGGAAGCUGACGCUCGAGGAGUGAGACUUCCUUCGGAUAUGCUCGAGGCUGCUAAGGCAACCGGGAUUCGGGAAGUUUUUCUUCAUCGUUACUUGGACUUGCAGGGGUCAGGUUGGUUGUUAGGCUUCUUGAUGAAUUCAUGCUCCAUGUUUCGUGACCGAAUGCUAGCAGAUCCAUCUUUUCUUUUUAAAGUUGGAACAGAGGUAGUCAUCGAUUCAUGCUGUGCUACAUUCGCCGAAGUUCAGAAAAGGGGAGAUAAUUUCUGGCCAGAAUUCGAGUUGUUUGCUGCUGAUCUAUUGGUUGGUAUUGUGGUCGACAUUGCUUUGGUUGGUAUGUUAGCACCAUACGCUCGUAUAGGACAGCGGCCUGUAUCAAGAGGAUUAUUGGGACAGAUGCAACAUGCUUAUUCUGCUCUUCCUAGCAGUGUUUUUGAAGCUGAAAGGCCGGGGUGUAAAUUCACAGUGAGGCAGCGAAUUGCAUCAUAUUUCUACAAGGGUGUCUUGUAUGGCUCAGUGGGAUUUGGCUGUGGUCUCAUUGGCCAGGGGAUUGCUAAUUUGAUCAUGAACGCAAAACGGUGUAUAAAGAAAUCAGAUGAGGAUGUUCCUGUGCCUCCUCUUAUUCAGAGUGCUGCUCUCUGGGGUGUUUUCCUUGCCGUAUCUUCCAACACUCGUUAUCAAAUUGUGAACGCACUUGAGCAGGUCGUCGAAGCAUCACCUUUGGGAAAGAAAAUUCCACCGGUGGCAAUGGCUUUCACAGUUGGUGUGAGGUUUGCCAACAACAUUUAUGGUGGUAUGCAGUUUGUGGAUUGGGCAAGAUGGAGUGGGGUUCAAUAAAUUUUUAUUUAACAUGCUGCAUUAAUUAGCCUUAAUCUUAAAGAAAAGAAAAAAGCCCCCAAAUUUGGCUCCCUAUAAGCGCAGUGUUGUAUCUUGAUCUUAUAUAAGUUUUAGGUUUAGGAACUCAAAUCUCUUUCCCUCUCAGAGUUGGGUGGGGCAGGCUUAGAUAGGAUGCCAAUUUUCCUAUGAGUAUCCUUCACUAGUACUUAGGAAUUGGUAGGAUCAUGGCUUUAUUUAUCGGAUCAUUUGAUUGAAUGCAUGGAAAUUUUGCAACACGGCCCACUAAUGGUGGAGCUGGCAAAUUCACUUGAUUU